UUAUUAAAUGUCUAUUGUAUAUUUUUCAUAUUCAUAACCUGUACCUGUUACAGCUGUUUGCAUAUCCCCGGGCUAGUACAGGUAGGGCUGCAGAUGAACCGUUAAUGAUAAUUAAGAUUAGUAAACAUGUGUUGUAUUAAUCGAGUAUUAAAUAAUAAUCACAUAUCUUGACAUCAUGCUGCUAUAUAUAGCGAAAACAGUCAGCAAUUUCCUCACAUUGUUUAGAAGUUGCACUGGACAGGACAUAUCGAUAUUGUCAUUUGUCCCAAAACAUGAAGGCUAUUUCCAUUUUGUUGGUGUGUUUAUCGGGUUAUGCCGUUGUCUCGGCUAGAAGCUGCCCCUGUCCUAGGAUUUUAAAACCAGUUUGUGGAGAGAAUGGUCGAACGUACGACAAUGCUUGUCUAAUGGAAUGCGAAGGCGUCAAAUUAUUAAGUGUCGGGGAAUGUCCGCGUCCAUCAUUAUGUACAGCCGACUAUAGGCCAGUGUGUGGUGUCAAUGGAAUAACUUAUGGAAACGCUUGUGGCGCUAAAGCAGCGAAUGUUGAAAUUGCAUCUGAAGGAGAAUGCCCGAAGCCAUGUGCUUGCCCCUUAAUUUUCAGACCUGUGUGUGGUGUUGACGGAAAGACGUACCCUAAUGACUGUACUGCUAAGUGCGAAGGAGUUGAUGUCGCCUCUGAGGGAAAGUGCCCUUGUGUUUGUACAAAGGAAUACAGACCAGUCUGUGGUGAUGACGGAAAAACCUAUCCUAACGAGUGCACAGCUAACUGCGCGGAGGUGAAAAUUGCAUCUCAAGGAGCAUGCCCAAAACCAUGUGCCUGUCCCUUCAUCUACAGACCUGUUUGUGGAGUGGACGGGAAGACCUACUCUAACGAAUGCACGGCCAAGUGCGAUGGAGUCAAAGUAGUCUCUGAAGGCAAAUGCCCUUGUAUAUGUACGAUGGAUUACACACCCGUCUGCGGCAUAGAUGGGAAAACUUAUUCCAACGAGUGCCAAGCUAACUGCGAUGGCGUUGAAGUGGCUUCCAAAGGAAAGUGUCCCUGUAAGUGUACUAGAAUUUACAAGCCUGUGUGUGGAGAAGAUGGGAAAACUUACUCUAAUGAGUGCACCGCAAAGUGCGAGGAUGUGGCUGUUGUUAAGAGAGGAAAAUGUUGAUGGACUGAAAAUUCCGUGGUCAACAAAACAACUGUGUGAAGAUUUUUAUUAGCCUGGUUAUAAAUUAUAUGUAAUAAAAUAUUAUUUUGACA
Saccostrea cuccullata (small rock oyster) is the source of this 1243-nucleotide messenger RNA. Its product is annotated as serine protease inhibitor dipetalogastin-like. The record is from RefSeq and is a predicted model, not a curated record. Lineage: Eukaryota; Metazoa; Mollusca; Bivalvia; Ostreida; Ostreidae. Gene Ontology annotation, molecular function: protein binding. The coding region runs from base 273 to 1151 and encodes 292 amino acids. The transcript has 9 exons.